Pieris macdunnoughi is the source of this 1803-nucleotide messenger RNA. The record is from the annotation of a GenBank genome assembly. NCBI's taxonomy places the organism in Eukaryota, Metazoa, Arthropoda, Insecta, Lepidoptera, Pieridae.
AUGUUUUUAAGAAAUCAGUUUUGGAGCUAUUUUUGUAGAGGUAGAAGAAGAAAAAUUACUAGUCUUACGAUCGUUUUAAUAUUAUUAGUAAAUGCUAUGUUUUAUGUUAGUUUAUUACUUUAUAAUACUGUUCAGAAAAGAAACAUAAAACCCUGGUAUGAAAGAAUACAAUUUGAUCAAGAUUCUUAUGUAGAUAACACAGGAAUGAGAGUAGUUAUUGGUCAUUAUGUUGGUGGAAAUUCAGGAGGAAAUCUAACUGAAGAAAUAAUAAAUACUAACAACUAUGCCCCAAUAUUGGGUGCAGGAGAGGGUGGUCGGCCUGUACAGCUUUUACAAAGAGAAAUUAUCACUGCCAGAGAACUUUAUCCCUUACACUCAUAUAAUAUACUAGUUAGUGAUAGAAUAUCUAUAAAUCGAAGUUUGCCAGACAUGAGAAGUGACAGUUGCAGGAAUGUACAAUAUAAUUUAGAAAAUCUUCCAACUGCUACUGUUAUAAUAGUCUUCCAUAAUGAAGCUUGGUCUACACUUAUAAGAACUGUGAUGUCUGUGAUUUUACGAUCACCUGAUGAAUUAUUAAAACAAGUAAUAUUAGUUGAUGAUGCUAGCGAGAGGAAAUACUUAGCUAAGGAAUUGGAUGAUGCUGUAGCUAGUUUAAAUAAAGUACAAAUACUACGAAGUGCAAAUAGAACCGGGCUGGUUGGAGCAAGACUUAUGGGUGCUCGUGCAGCAACAGGGAAUGUUCUUGUAUUCUUAGAUGCACACUGUGAGGUGACGAAAGGUUGGCUCGAACCGUUGUUAGAUCGCGCAGGAAGCGACGACGUAUUCAUUUGUCCUCACAUAGACCUUUUGUCAGAUGACACGCUCGCCUACACAAAGAGUAUAGACGCCCAUUGGGGCGCUUUUAGCUGGCGACUUCACUUCCGCUGGUUAAUGCCCAGCCCUGAAGUCAUGCUGUCCAAAACAGAAAACCCCUCAAGACCUUACCCCACCCCGGCCAUGGCUGGCGGGUUGUUCGCAGUGCGAAAAAGCCUAUUCUGGCGACUAGGGGGUUACGAUGAAGACAUGGUCAUUUGGGGGGCAGAAAACCUUGAACUUUCCUGGCGUGCCUGGCAAUGUGGGGCUAGAGUUGAAAUAACGCCAUGCUCUCGCGUAGGACACAUAUUUCGACGGCACAGCCCAUAUAAGUACCCUGGUGGGGUCGCUAAGGUAUUAAACUCGAAUCUCGCGCGAGCUGCGACUGUCUGGAUGGACGAAUGGGCGGAGUUUUUCUUCAAAUUCAACCCAUCUAUUGCCGCGAUACGCGAUCAGCAGAGUGUGGCGUCUCGAAUAGAGCUUAGAAAGAAUUUGAAUUGUAAAAGUUUCAAAUGGUAUUUGGAGAAUGUGUGGCCUCAACACUUUUUCCCUGCUCACGAUCGGUGGUUUGGGAGAAUACGCAGUGAGAAAGGCAGUUGUUUAGGGGUGGCUUCUGGGACGCCUGGACUUGGUGGGCCAGCGUCUGGGGUGAGCUGUGGGAGUGACCUUGACUUAGAACGACUUCUGGUUUAUACAAUGGAGGGUAGAAUAAUGGCAGACGAAGGGUUGUGCCUACAGCAGGGUAACGGUAGAGCCGUCUGGAAAAGCUGCAACGACAGCAAGAAACAGAUAUGGAAUCAGAAAGGGCCGCGUUUAAAGACCCCCGAUGGGUUAUGUUUGACUCAGCUGAUAAGUGACAGUAAGGAUGGGGUGAAUGACCCAUUGACAGCUAAGAAAUGUCUUAAUGACAAUGGGCAGAUUUGGCACUUUGAACGAGUGCCUUGGCGAUAA